Trematosphaeria pertusa is the source of this 810-nucleotide messenger RNA. RefSeq lists its product as uncharacterized. The record is from RefSeq and is a predicted model, not a curated record. Lineage: Eukaryota; Fungi; Ascomycota; Dothideomycetes; Pleosporales; Trematosphaeriaceae. The coding region runs from base 236 to 751 and encodes 171 amino acids. The transcript has a single exon.
UGCUGGCGAGGCCUGCGUGCGCGGACACAGCGGAGGGGAUAGCGCACUCGCAGCCUCGUGAUGCCUGGGAAGAUCCUGAUGAGUGGUAGUCGCCCCCCUGGCGCAGCAAGGGUGCCGCUCGAGCGCGUCUUGGAGCUGGCUCUCUCGAGGCUGCAAACAAAGGGCGCGCUGCAGGGAGACAAAGCGAGUCGCAUGCGCGCGGCGGGGGUUCUCUUGUUGAGGGCACAAUGAGGGGAUGGGCUGUGGCGCAUGGGUGCAAGGAAAGCACGACCGGGAGUCGAUGAAGCUUUCACUGGAAUGGAUCCGGAUUAGCCACCAGACGUGCGACACGGACGGCCAGGAGAGCCGCCAGCCCACGGCCAGCGCCGCGCAGCACCGCGAGACUGAUGCACGGCGUCGCAGCGAGGAGCAGCGAGAAAUAAACAGAGUGCAGAGCGCGCUCGCCCGCCUGCAAGGUCGAGCAGCGCGGAGGCUUAGCGCGGGCGCCGUCUUGGCGGGCCCGACCUCAGUCCUCUCUUCCGUGAGAUGCCCCCAGAUGCCUUUAGCGAUCAAGACGCCGCCGUGCGCAAAGCAAAACCCGCCCGCCCAUCAUGCAAAGGCCUUGCAAACCCUCACGGCCGCCCCGGCCGCGCUUCCUCCCUCACCCACCCGCACCCCCCUCUCAUCGUCGCUUUCCCAUCCGCUGCAUCACCGCCCCGUGAGUGGACGCGCGAGCGACCCUGAACUAGACAGCGCUCAGGUUCGGUCCUAGCCACAGCCUUAGACAAGCGCUGCAAUAGGCACGCAACCCAGCGGCUGACAAUAAAACCA